This is a messenger RNA of Pectinophora gossypiella (pink bollworm), 3463 nucleotides long. RefSeq names its product piwi-like protein Siwi (gene aub). The transcript is spliced from 19 exons. Lineage: Eukaryota; Metazoa; Arthropoda; Insecta; Lepidoptera; Gelechiidae. The record is from RefSeq and is a predicted model, not a curated record. Bases 145 to 2850 code for a protein of 901 amino acids. Gene Ontology annotation, biological process: regulatory ncRNA-mediated gene silencing. Gene Ontology annotation, molecular function: piRNA binding; protein binding. Gene Ontology annotation, cellular component: P granule.
UCGGUCUUUUGCAUGCGUCUGCCUGCCAUUUUUAAUUUCGUUGCGGCCCGGCUUGUUUGUUGUCGUCUGUCACCGUUGUAGAUUUUGUAAAUUGUUUUUCUAUCUUUAUUUGACUACUAAAACGGUGCUAGAUAAGUUUGUGUAAUGGCGGAUCGUGGAAGGGGAAGAGCGCGCAGCCGUGCAGGUCGCGGCGGCGAAGUUCCGGGAGCGGCGCCGCGCCGGCCGGGGGAGGCGGCGCAGGCAGGGCCUUCAGCGGCAGCUGCGCCGCGGCCGCAGCCGCCGUCGGCGUGGGGCCCGCCAGCCGUGGCGCCGCCCGUGCGUGCUGGCGUACCCGCGCCCGCGGCACAGGCCGGUCGCGCCUCGCACCGCACCACACCCUCCACGCACGACCACCCAGGAGACGUCAACGUGCAGCAACGCAUGCAACAGCUAGAUAUCGGGCAACCUCCGCAAGGCGCAGGCGCGGCGGGAGGCGACGCCAGCAGUGUGGUGGUAGGCCGCGGGUCGCGCCGCGGCGGCGGACGCGUCCUGCCUGAACAGAUGACCGUGUUGCGCACGCGCCCAGACACCAUCCAGUCCAAAAAAGGUGAAGCCGGCACACCGCUAGAUUUAAUAGCAAACUACUUCCAUGUGGAGACUACUCCGCAAUGGUGUCUUUAUCAGUACCAUGUGGAUAUAUCUCCCGAGGAGGACAGCACUGGCGUCCGCAAAGCUUUGCUGCGUGUCCACGCGAAGACUCUUGGAGGGUAUCUAUUUGACGGAAUGGUGCUGUACACAGUAAAAAGACUGCAUCCCGAUCCUCUUGAACUUUAUUCCGAUCGUAAGACUGACGGCGAGCGAAUGCGCAUAAUGAUCAAGUUGACCUGUGCUGUAAGCCCUGGAGACUACCACUACAUCCAGGUGUUCAACAUCAUCAUCAGGAAAUGUUUCAACCUUCUGCAGCUGCAACUCGUUGGAAGGGACUUCUUCGAUCCACAAUCUAAGGUUGACAUUCCAGAAUACAAGCUUCAGAUUUGGUCAGGGUUCAAGACCACAAUUAACCAGUAUGAAGACCGAUUGCUGAUGGUAACUGAAAUUACUCACAAGGUGUUGAGAAUGGACACGGUCCUACAGAUGCUUCAAGAGUACACUGCCACCAAAGGGGGGAACUUCAGAAGGAUAUUCACAGAGGAUGUUGUUGGUACAAUUGUGAUGACGGACUACAACAAACGCACGUACCGCGUUGACGACGUCCACUGGCAGGCGUCGCCGCUCUCAACCUUCAAGAUGAAGGACGAAAACGUCACCUACAUGGAUUAUUACGCGAAGAAAUACAACAUCCGCAUCCACGACACGAACCAACCGCUGUUGGUGUACCGCGCGAAGGCGCGCGAGAUCAGGUCUGGUAUGCCGGAGCUGGUGUACCUCAUCCCGGAGCUGUGCCGCCAGACGGGCCUCUCAGACGACAUGCGCAAGAACUUCCAGCUGAUGAAGUCGAUGGGCAUGCACACCAAGAUUGGCCCUGACACUCGUAUACAGAAGCUACUCGCCUUCAACCGUCGCUUCACGCAGACCAAGGAGGUCGUCGAGGAGAUGGGAUCGUGGAACCUGAAGCUCUCGAAAGACCUGGUGAGGUUCAAAGGUCGUCUGCUGCCACCAGAAACCAUCGGGCAGGGCAACGGCAUCAAAUAUCCCGCCGGAGACACGUUUGACGGCUGGACGCGCGACAUGAGGUCGAAGCCCCUGCUGACAAUCGCGAAGGUGGCGUCUUGGGUGAUGAUCACGCCGGAGCGCCAUCGUCGCGACGCGGAGUCUUUCGUCUCGCUCAUCAUGAAGACUGGCAGUGGUGUCGGCUUCAACUUGCCCAGGCCUGAAAUAGUCCCUUUGCAGCGCGACGGACAAAUGGAUUAUGCAAACGCUUGCGAAAACACAAUCGCACGCAAAAAUCCAACUUUCAUCCUGUGCGUGUUGGCCAAGCAACUACCAGACAGGUACGAAGCCAUCAAGAAGAAGUGCACGGUAGACAGGGCAGUGCCGACCCAGGUGGUGGUGGCGCGUAACAUGACCAGCAAGUCUGCCAUGUCUAUCGCUACCAAGAUCGCCAUCCAAAUCAACUGCAAGCUCGGCGGUGCUCCCUGGAGCGUAGAAGUGCCGAUGGCAGCGCUAAUGGUGAUCGGUUACGACGUGUGCCACGACACGCGGGCCAAGGACAAGAGCUAUGGCGCGUUCGUCGCUACCCUCGACAAGCAAAUGUCGCAGUACUACUCUACCGUCAACGCCCACACGUCGGGUGAAGAGCUCAGUGCACACAUGGGCAUCAACAUCGCGUCUGCCGUCCGCAAAUUCCGCGAGAGGAACGGUGUGCUGCCUAGUCGCAUCUUCAUCUAUCGCGAUGGUGUCGGCGAAGGUCAAAUUCCGUACGUGCAUAGCCAUGAGGUGGCGGAAAUAAAGAAAAAAUUGGAGGAGAUAUACGCAGGCGCUCCGGUGAGGAUGGCGUUCAUAAUCGUGUCAAAACGCAUCAACACGCGCAUCUUCGUGGACCGCGGCCGCGGCGACAACCCGCGCCCCGGGACCGUCAUCGACGACGUGGUCACGCUGCCGGAGAGAUACGACUUUUACUUAGUGUCUCAGUGUGUUCGCGAGGGGACUAUUGCUCCGACCAGCUACAAUGUGAUAGAAGAUACUACCGCAUUCGUGCCCGAUAAAGUCCAAAGGCUCACGUACAAGCUGACGCAUAUGUAUUUCAACAACUCGAGCCAGGUCCGCGUGCCCUCGGUGUGCCAGUACGCACACAAACUCGCCUUCCUCGCCGCGAACAGUCUACACAGCCAGCCGCACUACUCACUCAACGAGACACUUUAUUUCCUGUAGAUUCCUACAACUUGCAUUUUUGUUUUCAUAUAUUUUUUUACAUUUUUAUAACUCGUAUAAAUACCUCAUUGUUCGUAUUUGAAUUAGAUAUAAGUUUGACGCAAAUGGCAUUAUUAGGUUAAGGUAAAACGUACCACCGCCAUUACGUUAAGUUACAUGGAGCUGCUAGUCUACGAGUGGAACCUUGUGACAGACGGAAUCUCCAGGCUAAUGUUAAACUAAGGACAAGCUGCCAUAUACUUGGGAAGUAUCACGCGAGACAAAUCUGUCGUUAUAUACUAUAUCAUUAGUAAGUGAUUAUUGUGAUAUUUCGAUUAAAAUCCUAGAUAUGCCAUCAGGUUUAAUCAUGAGAACCUCCAGCCUUUUCAAAUUUCAUUAUUCAUUAAACUUGUUGGCGUGUUUAGGUGGUCUAGUCUGAAAGAGUAGAUCACCUAUUUGUUAUGCUUAAGACAUUUAAGUGUUUUGAUUAUUAGUGUAAGUUUUCUAAAAAAUACGACUGUCGCAUUUAAAUUCCUUUUUUAUUUGAACUUUAAUUGUUAAUACUUAAGAAAAAUUUAAGUGUUAUGAUGACAAAUUAGGAUAAGUUUUCUUAAAAAUAUAACUUUUCGUUUAA